Urocitellus parryii (Arctic ground squirrel) is the source of this 959-nucleotide messenger RNA. RefSeq names its product RAB9A, member RAS oncogene family (gene Rab9a). Gene Ontology annotation, biological process: retrograde transport, endosome to Golgi; Rab protein signal transduction. Gene Ontology annotation, molecular function: GTPase activity; GTP binding. NCBI's taxonomy places the organism in Eukaryota, Metazoa, Chordata, Mammalia, Rodentia, Sciuridae. Gene Ontology annotation, cellular component: late endosome; lysosome; phagocytic vesicle. The record is from RefSeq and is a predicted model, not a curated record.
CCCCGCCCCGGCCGGUCGCCAUGUUUUUCCCUCCGCCCUGGACCGAGCCUUUGGAGCUGGAGUCGGGUAGCACUGCUGCUGCUGCCGCCUCUUGCCCGCUUAGACCUCGACCCUCUUUCUGCCCUCCUUGCAUCCAGGCGAGCCGGCUUUGAGCUCCCAGGGUGUCCUCCGUGUGGUCGCAAGGUAAUGAUGCUUGAAUUGAACUUCUACUAAGGGUUCUGAAGUCAAAACUUGUAAGAUUAACAAUGGCAGGAAAAUCAUCGCUUUUUAAAGUAAUUCUCCUGGGAGAUGGUGGAGUUGGGAAGAGUUCCCUUAUGAACAGAUAUGUAACUAAUAAGUUUGAUGCCCAGCUCUUCCAUACAAUAGGUGUGGAAUUUUUAAACAAAGAUUUGGAGGUGGAUGGACAUUUUGUUACCAUGCAGAUUUGGGACACAGCUGGCCAAGAGCGAUUCCGAAGCCUGAGGACACCAUUUUACAGAGGUUCUGACUGUUGCCUGCUCACUUUUAGUGUUGAUGAUUCACAGAGCUUCAAGAACUUGGGUAACUGGAAGAAAGAAUUCAUAUAUUAUGCAGAGRUAAAAGAGCCCGAAAGUUUUCCUUUUGUGAUUUUAGGCAACAAGAUCGACAUAAAUGAGCGGCAGGUGUCCACUGAAGAAGCCCAAGCCUGGUGCAGAGACAACGGCGACUAUCCUUACUUUGAAACAAGUGCAAAAGAUGCCACCAAUGUUGCAGCAGCCUUUGAGGAAGCGGUUCGAAGAGUUCUUGCUAACGAGGAUAGGUCAGAUCACUUGAUUCAGACAGACACRGUCCAUCUCCACCGAAAGCCCAAGACAAGCUCAUCUUGCUGUUGAUUGUUAGAUUAUCAGUGCKUUCUAACCAAUUCAUACAUGCACUUAAGAGUGGAUAAGAGAUUAGUGUUGCAGCAGUGUAUCAUCUACUAAUAAAUUUCAACUAAUGUU